Naegleria fowleri is the source of this 1491-nucleotide messenger RNA. RefSeq lists its product as uncharacterized. The transcript is spliced from 3 exons. The record is from RefSeq and is a predicted model, not a curated record. The coding region runs from base 1 to 1491 and encodes 496 amino acids. NCBI's taxonomy places the organism in Eukaryota, Heterolobosea, Eutetramitea, Acrasida, Naegleriidae. Gene Ontology annotation, molecular function: protein binding.
AUGUCGGAUAGAGUCCUUACAAAGAAUUUUAUUUUGGGUAAAACUCGACUGGAUAACGUUGCCAACGUCAAGAAUUUAAAUUUUUGGGGUCAAGAAUUGCAAGAUGUUUCCGUGAUUGAGGAAAUGCCCAACGUAGAGGUUGUAUCUCUGAGCGUCAACAACAUUAACACCUUGAAACCAUUUGAGCACUGCUUUAAAUUAAGAGAACUGUAUCUGAGGAAGAACAAAAUUGCAGAUUUAUCAGAAAUUCAAUUUUUAAAAGACUUGAAGGCACUCCGAGUGCUUUGGCUUGCAGGUAACCCUUGUGCUGACUGUGAAAAUUACCGUCUAAAGGUUAUUGCUUAUUUGGAUGGAUUGACAAAGCUUGAUGAUGAUGAUAUUUCUCCUGAGGAACGGGAGAUGGCCAAACAAUUUCGAGGUCUUGAAUUUGCCACUGAUGCUCCAAGAAGAUCUCCAUCUCCAAAAGUGAAAUCAAAAUCACCACCAAAGGCUGCCAUAAAGGAAGAUGAUGAGCAAGCAAUGAUCACUAAACCUCGUCACAAACUCGCGAGAACUCCACCCAGAAAAGAUGUCCCCAAGAUCUAUGACCCUGUUACAGUUACUGAGAGCUCAAAUUUCGUUAGUAAUAGGAGAUUGCACAAUGACAAUACUCCAAUAGGAGGAGGAAACAUUGCAACUAAAAACGAGUCACCAGUUCCAGUCGCAAAUCCAGGUGUGGUUAGUUCACAGCAACAACCAUCGAAAUCUAUACCAUCUCCUCAGCCUUCUCCGGUUGAAAGCGACUACGUGGUUCAUGCAAAGCAAGACCUUCAGAAAAACUUACCACAACCUCAAGAAGAAUGUGAGGAAGAAGAAGAACCACCCGUUGUUGUAAAAAGAGAUGGAAACAGGCAACAACAUGACCCUUAUUUGAGAAUGCAACGAGAAGGAAAUGGUAAUGGUUCACCUCCACCACAACAGGACACAAACAGAAGACAUACCCAACAGCAACACAUUAGUGUUCAACAAUCAUAUCAAGGUUUACCUCAACACUAUCAACAACAGCAUUAUAUGGAACAACUUCCGUCAGCUCACCGUCAACAUUCUGGAAGAGACAUGACUGGAUAUAACCAAAAUUAUCAACAAAAUGUUGACUAUGGCACACAUCAACGAGCAUAUGACGAUAAUUAUUUGGAUAAUCAAAUAGGUCAUAAUAAUUAUUCCCACCACAUGAAUUCAAGAGUUAGCACAGCUCAACAGGGCCAACGUUCCCGAUGGGAAGCUUCUCAAGUCUCAAACAUUCCUUACUUCCCUUCCUCUGAGAACUAUCCACAACAACCUUCACGAGCUCGAUACAAUCAACAACAAGGUUAUCAAAAAUCACAGCCUCCUCAACUUCCACCUGUAAAUAGGAAUACGUUGCUGAAUGUCGUCCUCGAUCUAGUGAACGAGUUAGAUCCAGAAAGAUUGAUUUUAGUGAGACAAGAAAUCGACAAAAUUCUAAUGAACUAA